CAUAUAACUACAACUUAUCAUACUCAGUUAUCUCCCAUAGCGAUUUAUAUCUGUCUGCAAACUAUCCCUUUGUUGGCUAUGCUUGCUAAAUCAUCAUUCAUAAAGCGAAACAGAUAAAGAACAAGCUUGAUUGACAUCGCUCAACAAGCUAUAGUUGAUAACAGUACAUACUUGACCAUUAUUGUCCUAGCGACAGUCACUAGUCGUAUUUCAGCUACCGCAUUGCAAGUUCAAACAAUGGCCGAUAUCGAGCAAGCAGAAGAUAUUUUACGGCCACUUUCUCGGCAGGAACUUGUCAUUCUGGAGGACUUGUACUUUAAAAAAUGCCCGAUCGAAUUGCCGUUCUACUUUAUCGUUAAAAAUCAAUUAACAUGGGACGAUCAAUUAAAGCAAACCCAUGUGGAAGAGCGCUGCCUUUCUGCGAGAGCAUAUUUAAAGUUCUACACUCCGCGAUGUGGAAAUCCGAAAGAAACCGGAACUUUUAUAGCAAUAACAGGUGAAGAAGAUCCGACGAUUUAUUUCCAAACGCUACAGGAAGAACCGAGCCAGCUGUUGAAGUAUUUGACCGAGUCGAGUUACAUUGACUAUAGAUGCAAUCCAGUAUUUGCCGCCGUAAGUGACCAACAUUUGGAUAUUCUGAACCGCAUUUUGGACAAGGUCAAUUGUACACCGGAUAUACUAUCGGAUUGUUCAUAUUACAUGAUGACAAAUGAGGAAGCGUUGCUGCAAAGUUAUGAGAUACCGAAAGAUGUGAUUAUGAGGGAACUUGAACCGUCUCAUUCAACUUUGAUGAACGAGCUGUGGCCUCACCGUUAUCCAAACUCUGAAAAGUACAUUGAGCUGCUAAUCAAACUGAACGGAGGACUUGGACUGUUCAACAAAGACAGCGGCGAGAUUGUAGGAUGGGUGUUGAAAAACGAGUUUGCAGGCGUUGGCCAUUUACAAAUAAUGCCGAACCAUCGUCAAAAGGGCUAUGGUAUGAUCUUGGCGAAAGCUAUGACAAAAAGAAUUGCCCAGCAAGAUGGCGGAAUAGUGAACGCAUUCAUCGUGGACAAGAACACAAACUCGAGACUGCUAUUUGAUAAACUUGGUUACAAGUUAGUUGCCGGCUCUAAUUGGAUAAGAGCUAGUUUCUCACAAUAGAAUAAGUGUGAUCAGCAUUCUAAAUGUAAUUCUUAUAAAGGAAAUUGUGAUAAACCAUCUACUGAAUUGUGAACAACGCUUCAGGAUAAAUCAAUCUUAUAAGCUUUAUCGUUACAAAUAAAGAAAUUAUACCUA
Messenger RNA from Aedes aegypti (yellow fever mosquito), 1278 nucleotides. RefSeq lists its product as uncharacterized. Lineage: Eukaryota; Metazoa; Arthropoda; Insecta; Diptera; Culicidae. Bases 238 to 1143 code for a protein of 301 amino acids. Gene Ontology annotation, molecular function: acyltransferase activity, transferring groups other than amino-acyl groups. The transcript has 3 exons. The record is from RefSeq and is a predicted model, not a curated record.